This is a messenger RNA of Chinchilla lanigera (long-tailed chinchilla), 1051 nucleotides long. It is a transcript of the gene Stx8, whose product is annotated as syntaxin 8. Gene Ontology annotation, biological process: vesicle fusion; intracellular protein transport. Gene Ontology annotation, molecular function: SNARE binding; SNAP receptor activity. Gene Ontology annotation, cellular component: SNARE complex; endomembrane system. The coding region runs from base 135 to 1022 and encodes 295 amino acids. The record is from RefSeq and is a predicted model, not a curated record. The transcript has 9 exons. NCBI's taxonomy places the organism in Eukaryota, Metazoa, Chordata, Mammalia, Rodentia, Chinchillidae.
AGGGUGGGUACUAAAUGCACAGAACAAAUUCCUCCUUACUUAGUGUAGUCUGUGACCUUUUUGGUAACUAUAUAAUUAAGCUUCUACUUGGCAUUUUAAAACUAACAGUGAAUUGCCUCUGAUGCGUGAGUCCUAUGCUGGAAGCAGCUCUGAGGCCCCAAAGUGAAGUAAAUAAUCAGUUUGCAAACUCCAGGCGCGCAGCGGCCGAACCGCGAGGAGUGAACCACGCGGGCCGCCGUAGUCAGCUGCUGGGAGCAGGAAGUGUCCGAGCAGCGGGCGGAGACUGCACGAUGGCACCGGACCCCUGGUUCUCUACAUAUGAUUCCACCUGUCAAAUUGCCCAAGAAAUUGCUGAGAAAAUACAACAACGAAAUCAGUAUGAACGAAGAGGUGAAAAGUCAUCCAAGCUCACCGUGGCAAUCCGAGCCUUGUUGCACAACUUGAAGGAAAAGAUCGCCCUUCUGAAGGACUUAUUGCUAAGAGCGGUGUCAACACAUCAGAUAACACAACUGGAAGGAGAUCGAAGACAGAACCUACUGGAUGAUCUCGUAACUCGAGAGAGACUGCUGCUGGCGUCCUUCAAGAAUGAGGGUACAGAGCCAGAUCUAAUCAGGUCCAGCCUGCUGAAGGAAGAGGCUAAGCGAGGAGCCCCUAGCCCUUGGCUCUUUGAGGAGCCAGAGGAGACCAGGGGCUUAGGAUUCGAUGAGCUCCGGCAACAGCAGCAGAAAAUUAUCCAAGAACAGGACGCAGGCCUUGAUGCCCUUUCCUCUAUCAUAAGUCGCCAAAAACAGAUGGGGCAGGAAAUUGGGAACGAGUUGGAUGAACAAAAUGAGAUAAUCGAUGACCUUGCCAACCUCGUAGAGAACACGGAUGAAAAGCUUCGCACCGAAACCAGGCGUGUGAGCUUGGUGGACAGAAAGUCAACCUCGUGUGGCACUGAGGAUGAAACAUCAGCGCGGCCUCCGUCCCGGCCUUGUGGCACGCUUAGUCUAACGGGAAGGCUGCAGACCCAGGCAAUGUGAGAAAGGCUUUGCUGGACAUGCACUGGACA